CAGGGUUUAAUAAAAUUUUGAAAAGUCCAAGGGUAAAAUUGAAAGACGAAGUGUAAGGUCAUCCCAUGGAAUGAGGAGAGAAAGAAGGAUUGAGUGUUGGUCACAAAGAAAGUGUAUAAAAGGGUUAGUCCUAAUUAUGGAAAUGGCUAUGUGGAAGGUGUUAGCCAUCUCCAUCUCCAUUAACCUUAAACCAUAGCAAGCAACGAGAACGAGUCAUUGCGAGAAGAAGAAGGAGCAUGAAGAAACACCAUCAUGACUUCCCUUAUUAAUUCUCCUCCUCCUCCUCCAUCUCCUCCUCCUCCGCCGUCUCCUCCGCCGCCAUCUCCUCCUUCCUCCUCCUCCUCCUUCCUCCUCCAUGUCUUUUUCCGGCCAAUGUCCACCGAUUUCUCCCACUCUUCUUUCUCCCCUGAAGAACACUCCACUCCUCCUCUCACCAUUAUCCUCACUCUCAUCCUCCUCGCCUUCCUCCUCGUCGGCUUCUUCUCCAUCUACUUCUGCCGCUGCAUCAUGGACUCCCUCCUCCAUUCCCGCAACCUCCGCCGCUCCCCUUCCGGCAAUAUCCUCCACCCCUCCGCCGAUUCCCCCACCGUCCCUCCCGGCCUCGACCCACUUCUCAUAAACACCUUCCCCACCUUCCCAUAUUCCGGCAUCAAGGAAUUUCGCAGCGACAAAUUCGGAUUAGAAUGCGCCAUUUGCUUGCUUGAAUUCGACGACGACAGCUUCCUCCGCCUCCUCACUGUCUGCUGCCAUGUCUUCCAUCAAGAAUGCAUUGAUCUCUGGCUUGAAUCCCACAAAACCUGCCCUGUUUGUCGCCGGAAUCUCGACUCCGAUUCCGCCAGAAACUCCGCCGAUAAGCCCCCUGAUUCCGAUCAUGACAACCCACCACGCAGUACCCAUCAUGAAUCAAUCGAAGAUGCUAUUAGUAUUGACAUUGACGACGACGUCGACGACGAUGACAACGCCGACGCCGACGACGACAACGACGAUCGCCGGUCUGGUUCGAACAGAGGAAAACAGAGUAUAAAAACAGAGGAGGCGGAGGACGACGGUGCCAAGAAAUUCUCGAGGUGCCAUUCAACGGGGCAUUCGAUUUUGAAGGCGAGAAGGGAAGAUGAUGAUCGGUAUAAGUUGAGAUUGCCGGAACAUGUAAAGAUUAAGAUCAUUAGAGGGCAUAAUUGGACGGGGAGUUGUGUGACUUUUGAUGAAUUUUUACGAAAUCCUGGGAAUGGUGGUGGGUUCUCGGAGCUAUCUGAAUCUGAUGAUCGAAUUGAUUUGCAGAAGCCGCCAUGAUUGAGUUUCUUGAGUUUAAUUCUUCUCUUUCUCUCUAUCAGUUUUGAUUUGAUGUGUUGAGUUUUGUAUCCAUUAAAGAGUUUUGAUUCGUUUUCUUUACAACAGGGUAGUCGUUUUUUUGUUUAGGUUCUUCAUCGAUUGCUCUAGAAGAUUACAAAAAUUAUUCAAUGAGAUUUGAAUCUUUUUGUUUAGGUUCCUUUAUCGAUCUUCUAUAAUCAUAUCGGACAUAAGCUCUCGUGAUUUUCUUUAUAAUUUAUCAUAUCGGACAUAAGCUCUCGUGAUUUUCUUUAUAAUUUAUUUGAAAAGUCGGGUAGUAAUUGAACUUUAAACACAUUUCCAACUAGAGAUAUCCAUUGGACGGGGUAGAGAUGAGGAAAUCUUCUCCAUCGUCGUCCCUGCUUUCUGUUUU
Messenger RNA from Cucurbita moschata (crookneck pumpkin), 1699 nucleotides. Its product is annotated as RING-H2 finger protein ATL29. Lineage: Eukaryota; Viridiplantae; Streptophyta; Magnoliopsida; Cucurbitales; Cucurbitaceae. The transcript has a single exon. The record is from RefSeq and is a predicted model, not a curated record. The coding region runs from base 253 to 1290 and encodes 345 amino acids.